This is a messenger RNA of Quercus robur (English oak), 1814 nucleotides long. RefSeq lists its product as uncharacterized. The transcript is spliced from 4 exons. Gene Ontology annotation, molecular function: zinc ion binding. The record is from RefSeq and is a predicted model, not a curated record. Bases 1 to 1464 code for a protein of 487 amino acids. NCBI's taxonomy places the organism in Eukaryota, Viridiplantae, Streptophyta, Magnoliopsida, Fagales, Fagaceae.
AUGCAUGAGAAGUAUGUGGUUGACAUAAGUGCAGGUAAGGCAAGUAGGGCUAGAGAGAGAGCUCAAGAUGCUGUUGAUGGGACCCACACUGCACAGUUCAACCAACUAUGGGAGUACUGUGAUGAGUUGAGAAGGUGCAGUCCUGGGAGCACAAUAUUGAUGAAGGUGCAUACUUAUGAGGAUGGUGAUUUGGCAACUGAGCAUGGAUUGGCAAUCGGGCUGCCAUAUUUUGAAAGAAUGUACAUCUACCUUGAAGGUUGCAAGAAGGGCUUCUUGGCAGGGUGCAGGCCAAUCAUUGGUCUAGAUGCAUGCCAUCUGAAGACCAAGACAGGUGGUCAGCUGAUGUGUGCUGUUGGCAGAGAUCCCAAUGAUGAAUACUUCCCAUUCGCAUAUGCAGUAGUAGAGGCUGAAACAAAGGACAGUUGGACCUGGUUUCUUAAUUUAUUGCUUGCUGACAUAGGAGAUGACAAGCAAUGGGUGUUCAUAUCCGACCAGCAGAAGGGGUUGGUGAACACCUUUGUUGACAAUUGGCCACAGUACGAGCACAGGAUCUGCUACAGACAUUUAUACCAAAAUUUGAGGAAAAAUCAUCCUGGUGUCAUUAUUAGAGACCUUUUUUGGAAAGCAGCCAAGGCUACCUAUUGGCAAGCAUUUGAGAGGGCAAUGAAUGAGCUAAAGGAGGUGGAUGAAGAUGCAUUCAAAUGGCUGCAAUCUCAGUCAACAACUAUCUGGGCUAGGCACAUGUUCAAAAGUGAUGGGCAGAGUGACACGGUCUUGAACAACAUGUGUGAAAGCUUCAACAGCACGAUAGUUAAGUUCAGGAGCAAACCUAUAAUCACCAUGCUUGAGUGUAUUAGGCUAUAUCUGAUGACUAGAUUUCAAGCAAACAGAGAAAUGAUUAUGAAUGUGGAAUCUGAGUUGGGUCCUAAGAUAAGGAAGAGGCUGUACAAGGAGAAGUUGGCAUGCAGCAAGUGGAUAGCAUGUUGGGCUGGUCGUAUGAAGUUUGAAGUGAAGAAUGGGCUUGAGAGUUUCAUUGUGGACUUGGAAGAGAAGAAAUGCAGCUGUAGGAAGUGGGACAUAGUUGGCAUACCAUGUUGCCAUGUCAUUUCUUGCAUAUUUUUCAACAGAGAAGAUGCUGAAAAGUAUGUCAAUGCUUGCUACAAAAGGACUACCUACAUUGAUUGCUAUGAACCCAUUAUAGAGCCCAUCAAUGGCCAGAAUAUGUGGGGUCCUAGUGGACUGCCAUCUGUGCAACCCCCUAUCAAGAGGAGACCUCCUGGCAAGCCUAAGAAGAAGAGGGCACUGGAGCCUGAUGAACCUAGAAGUCACAGAAAAAAAAAAAAGAGGCCUAGGCAUCUCAAAACAAUGCAAGUUAUGUGGGAAAUUAGGACACAACAAGAGGAGCUGCAAGGGAGAAGUAGGAGGGAACUCCUCCUUGCCUGGGAGUGCAUCCCAAGCCAGUAGGACCACUAGAAGGGCAGCCAAGGAUGCUCAGCCAACAGUACACAGGGCACAACCAAGCUCUAAUGAUGAUGUAACCACAAGUGCACCUCCAACCCCCAUUGAUAACCAGUCCAAUAUAAGACCAAAAAAACAGAGGAAGAGAAGUGCAGUCACUACUGAAACCUUGAAUGCAACUGGGAAUGCAGCAAGAUAUAUGGCAGCAAUGAGAUCUGCUAAAAGAUAGCAAACUGAAGCAGGACCUUUUUUUUGUUGUGCUAUAUGUUGAAGCACUCUUCAUAUAUUUAUGUAACUGCUAGAACAAUUGGCAUAUGUUUAUGGGCUGACCAAAUCCUUUUUUGUAUGCAUGUGCU